AUGGAGAAGGAGAACUCGAGCACGUUCAGGAGGCACCACCGGCCUGUGCCUGGAGCCCCUCCUUUGGGAGCGACAUCCGGGCAUUACAGAGCGACUAGUGAGGCAGCUGAACUUCAGAGGAGCAAGAGUGCGGGCAGCUUACACCAGAAGGGGGAUCCUCCAAGCUGCAUCCAGAAGCCGCCGACUGAAUUGGAAUCUGAAGAUCAGGGGAAAGACUCACGAAGUGAUGGAGAAGAUUAUACCUGUCAGAAAAGCCCAGAGAAAGACACGAAGGAAGAGAAUUUGGAGGCCCUUGAAAAGUUAGAUCAGGAUGGUGAGAAGGUGGGACCAGAAGUUGAGAAGAGUGACUCAGAGGCCAGAACCAAGGACGAACCAGAGAAAGAAGAGGACACAGAUACUAACGAGGCUAAGAAACCAUCUGCGUUUGUGGAGAUUGAUCUGGGAGACCAUGCUGAGGAGGUAGUUGCAUGUACUCUAAAAGAAGACAAACAGAUCCAGAUGGACCCUGGAUAUUUGUCUGAAGAUGAGAUAAGGACCAGUUGGGUAUGCUGUAUUCCCUAUACAACUAAAAAGAAGGCGAAGGAAAGUGCAUAG
Elephantulus edwardii (Cape elephant shrew) is the source of this 594-nucleotide messenger RNA. RefSeq names its product cyclic nucleotide-gated cation channel beta-1-like. Lineage: Eukaryota; Metazoa; Chordata; Mammalia; Macroscelidea; Macroscelididae. The record is from RefSeq and is a predicted model, not a curated record. The transcript is spliced from 6 exons. Bases 1 to 594 code for a protein of 197 amino acids.